Messenger RNA from Microsporum canis CBS 113480, 525 nucleotides. RefSeq lists its product as hypothetical. The transcript has a single exon. The record is from RefSeq and is a predicted model, not a curated record. Lineage: Eukaryota; Fungi; Ascomycota; Eurotiomycetes; Onygenales; Arthrodermataceae. The coding region runs from base 1 to 525 and encodes 174 amino acids.
AUGGCGGGCCAGGCCACCUUUCUCGAGAUCUCCAUCAGUCCAGUGCGAGAAGUCGUGCCCAAGGACCAGCAGUUGGAGCUCAAGGUGGCUGUUCAGAACACGGCCGAGUCACAGGUCACAGUCCUCAAAUGGAACACUGUUUUUGACACUCUGGCACCCUCUCUCGGCGUCUUCGAGCUACGCGACCUGACCGCAAGCGCAGACGUGGAGCAGAACAUCAUGAUGGUCCGUCGACAGAUGCCGGCAAAGGAGAGCGACCUUGUCGAACUGGGACCAAAGCAGUCCGUCGAGACUACCGUUACCUUCCAGAACCUGGAGCUCACGUCUGGGCACAAGUAUUCCGCUCGGGCGAAUGGCUUCUGGCAGACUGUCUGGAAGAUGCCCAAGUCAGACGUCGUGACAGGCCACCUCGACCUCUCUGGAGGGAUGAACGGCGAUUUUGCUUCCAACACUGUAGAAUUCUCCCAGGUGAAUCUAUCCCUAUCUAGUACAUAUAUAUAUAUACAUGAUAUUAACUUGUUUUAG